This is a messenger RNA of Adineta steineri, 477 nucleotides long. Lineage: Eukaryota; Metazoa; Rotifera; Eurotatoria; Adinetida; Adinetidae. The record is from the annotation of a GenBank genome assembly.
AUGAAACUUUUACUCUUUAUAUUUCUCAUAAUACGACCUGAGCAAUAUUUUUUUCAACAAUUUAUACAAAAUGAUACUUAUGCGAUUGAAAAUCGUUUACAACAAUUACAUAAAUCAUCGGAAAAUAAUUCAAUUAAAUCUAUAUUAUCAAAUAAAAUUUUUCUUUUUAGUAUUCCAUGUCUUUUCAUAGUAAUAAUAGCAACUGUAUUGACUAUUUAUUUAACUAAAGAUCAAAUGAAAGAUUUUGUUAAUCGUAUGGGUAUAAAUCAACGUGGUCCAGUUAUACAUGAAUUCAAUCCACAUGGUUUAACAUUAUCAAAUGAUCAAUCUCAUAGUAGAAUACCUAAUGAUAAUAAUAAAUUAAUAUUUGUUAAUGAAAGACAGAAACGAGAACAUACAUCGAAUAAAUAUCAACAAAAUUCAAUAUCUGAUCAUCGACGUUCACAAUCGGCAACUGAUCUGUUUUUAUAUCGAUAA